UAAUUAUGGGGAACGAUAUCCUUGGAGAAUAUUAAUUCGGUUCAGAAUGCCCACGGUAGGUCUUUGACUGGAGUUUGCCUAUGUGUUGUCAUUACGUCACAAAGACUGAUUGCCGUGUCAUACAUUUGCCAUAGCGCGAGUAUAAAAGGGUCUGGAAUUUGACAUCGAUUCAUAAUUGGAUUUGUGAUUGAGGUGACCACUACAGUGUAUAAAGAUGCUUUGCUGUCCUUGUAUUCCUCUGAGGAAGAGGAAGAAAGUCCAGGCAGAGCAAUGCUUGGAGAGGAGGCCUCGUCACUGGCUGAGGAGAUUAUUUAGAAGAAACAAGACUGGGGAUGCUGGUAUACCUGCGAUCCUGGAGCCAAGCCCUGUGUCAGGGGACGUCCCUCAGAUCUCCAGCACCCUAGCUACCCUUGAGUCCUCCACACUGGUCACCUCGGCCUCCCCAGAAACCCCAUCUCCCGGGGCACCCCAAGGAGAGGAGGUCCCCAGCCCGGACACCCCAAAAGGCUGUGACCCCCUGGACCAGUUAAUGGUCCAACUCGUGGGGGAGAGCCGGUCCCCAUCAAGGGGCCGUAAAAAGAGGGCCAGGUCAGCCCCCGUGGCCCUCCUCAUUGCCCCGGAGGCCCCAAAGAGUAGGGCCAGGACACCCCCUGUGGCCCUUCUCAUUGCCCCGGAGGCCCCAAAGAGUAGGGCCAGGACACCCCCUGUGGCCCUCCUCAUUGCCCCGGAGGCCCCAAAGAGUAGGGCCAGGACACCCCCUGUGACUCUCCUCAUUGCCCCGGAGGCCCCAGAGAGAAAGCCGCAUGUUCUCCCGGCCCAGCAGUUGAAGUGCAGGGGGCUGCCUAACCUCGGACAGACCUGCUAUAUCAACUCCACCCUGCAGUGUCUGUUCGCUCUGCAGCCCCUCUGCAUCCAGCUGCUCCUGCAGGAGGAGACAUGGAGGCAGGAGCCCUCAGCACUGCUUCUCAGCUCCUUUGUGGGUCUCUGGUGCCUGAGGAAAUCCACGGACAGGCAGCUGAAGGCGGCAGUUCUGAUGGAGCUGAAGGACUGCAUCGCCCUGCGCAACCAAGAAUUCAAGGGGAACUCACAGAACGACGCCCAUGAGUUCCUUUCGGAGUGUCUUCUGGGCCUCAAGGACAUUGGGCACACCCUCCAGAUGGGGGAUGUGUCCUAUCAGUGCCCAGUGGACACUCUGCUCUCCUUCCAGCUCCAGCACAUAAGAUCUUGCAGGAGCUGUGGAGUUGAGAGCAGGAGGGAGGAGAUCUCCACCUACCUCUCUCUCCAAAUGGUUGCGCAGGGCACGGUCCAAAACAGCCUGGAGCUCUACUUCAACGAAUCAGAAGUUGAGUACAGGUGCGAGCGGUGUGGGGGCCAGGUGUCGAGCCUGAGGUGUAGUUUCUACACACUACCUCAGGUUCUCAUUUUACACCUGAAGAGGUUUUGCCCCUUCACCCUCACCAAAAGCAUGGCACCGCUUCAGCUGGAGGCAGAGCUCCAGAUCAAACAAAGGACUGAGGACAUUGCAGGAAGGUGUGGCGAGUCCCCUCAGGUUCCGGCCCCCAGUGCAGGAUCAGGCUGCUGCCCUGCAGCCACCUCUACUCUGGGGAGGGCGUCUUCCUCUGAAGGCAAGUCUCCUCUCUGCUCACAGUGGACGCUGUGUCACACACGUCACACCAAUGAACUAGCGUGUGUCCCUGUGCCUCAACUCGCAGAACCAUUGCUAACAACAAAACCAAGGUUAUGGGUCUGAUUCCUACAGAACACACAUGCUGAUUAGGGGUGUAAGAAAUCACAAUAUUAUGUUUUAUGAUAGUGUAUCGAUUCUCAA
Clupea harengus (Atlantic herring) is the source of this 1828-nucleotide messenger RNA. Its product is annotated as ubiquitin carboxyl-terminal hydrolase 37-like. The record is from RefSeq and is a predicted model, not a curated record. Lineage: Eukaryota; Metazoa; Chordata; Actinopteri; Clupeiformes; Clupeidae. Gene Ontology annotation, molecular function: cysteine-type deubiquitinase activity. Gene Ontology annotation, biological process: protein deubiquitination; G1/S transition of mitotic cell cycle. Gene Ontology annotation, cellular component: cytosol; nucleus. The transcript is spliced from 13 exons. The coding region runs from base 215 to 1750 and encodes 511 amino acids.